AUGGACAAGAACCAACGCAUCGUCAUCGUGGGCGCAGGCGUCUUCGGCCUCUCCACCGCCCUCAACCUCACCCAGGAUGGCUUCACCGCGAUCACAGUGCUGGAUAGACACAUGCCUCCCGUCCCGGACGGGUCAAGUAACGAUAUCUCCCGCGUAAUCCGCUUCGACUACGGGGAUCCCGUAUAUGCGCAGCUAGGCAAGGAAGCGUACGAUCUGUGGAACACCAGCCCUGACUAUGCGGACUCGUUCCACCGCACACCGUGUGUCUGGACGGCGCAGAGGACGGGUCCCGCUGGGCUUGUCCAAGUCGGGGGGUCGGACUUUAUCCGGAAGACGAAGGAGAUUCUGACGAAGAUGGGGGCGGAGUGGCACGCGUUAGCGGAUGCGGCAGAGUUGAACGCGCGGUUCCCCGCUGUCAGUGGGACGCCGAUUGGGGAGGGGUUCGAGGGAUUCUAUAACAAUGCGGCUGGGUGGGCGGAUGCAGGUGUAGCCAUUGCGGGGCUGAGAGAUCGGUGUAUUGCUGCUGGGGUGUCAUUUGUGACGGGUCCUCAUGGCCAGGUUACGGAGCUGGAGAAGAGCUCGGACGGUACCAUUACAGCAGUCAAGACGGCCGAUGGGGGACGGAUCGCAGCAGACAAGUUUAUCCUGGCGACGGGUGCAUGGACGGCUGGACUGAUUCCCUCGUGGAAUUCGAUGGUGGCGACCGCGCAGAUUGUAGGCUUUGUGCGGCUUACACCGCAGGAAGUCAAGGCGCUCAAGGAUCUGCCUAUUAUUUUUAAUCUCUCGACCGGAUUCUUCAGCUUCCCACCGCAUGAGAAGACAAGAUAUCUCAAGGUCGCCUGCCACAGUUUUGGAUAUACUUUGUCGUCGGACCAGCAAAUAUCCUCACCACCCAGUCGGGCUAUCUCAGCGCGGGCAAACUUCAUCCCCGCGGAAGGCAUGCAGAGACUGCUUGCAGGCCUCAAGGAGAUCCUACCUCAGCUGGUAGACAGAGGUUUUGAGAAGACAUGCCUGUGCUGGUAUAACGAGACGCCAACAGGAGACUUUAUCUUCGACUACCACCCUGACCAUCCCAACCUCUUUAUCGCUACCGGCGGGACCGGACAUGCGUUCAAAUUCCUCCCUAACAUCGGAAAAUACAUUGCCAAGUCGUUCCAGAGACAAUUGUCCCCCGAGUUGACAGAGAAAUGGAGGUUCCAUACCGAGUACAAAGACCGUCCCCGGGAAGACAUCUUCACCGGGGAGAAGAGCCGGAAGGGAGGAGAUGGCAGCCGUGGAGGUCCUAAUAGACGGGAGUUUACCCCCGAGGAACGAGACAGUCUUUUGUCUCUGACGACUGCAUUGGCCGUGAGACAGGCCAAGAUGUAG
Molecule: messenger RNA, 1368 nt
Organism: Aspergillus pseudoviridinutans
Lineage: Eukaryota; Fungi; Ascomycota; Eurotiomycetes; Eurotiales; Aspergillaceae
Product: NAD(P)/FAD-dependent oxidoreductase
Exons: 2
Coding region: 1-1368 (455 amino acids)
Molecular function (GO): proline dehydrogenase activity; flavin adenine dinucleotide binding; L-pipecolate oxidase activity
Source: RefSeq, a predicted model, not a curated record